AUGGCAAUUCAGCAGAUUGUGUUCUUUUCUCUUUUGUUGAUGAUGUUGUUAUUAUCUGUGUCGGGCAAGAACAACCAGUCUGAGUUCUUUGAUCUUAUGAAGAAGUCUCUGUCAGGAGACUUGAUGGCUGGCUGGGAUGGAAAACAUGUUUGCAACUAUUCCGGGAUUGGGUGUGAUGAUCUUGGUUAUGUUGUGAAGAUCGAUAUUUCUGGGUGGUCAUUAUCAGGCCGGUUUCCAGAAGGCGUCUGUGAUUAUUUGCCAAAGCUGCGAGUUCUUCGCCUCGGCCAGAAUCAUUUCCAUGGAAAUCGGUUUCCUGUCGGCGUCACCAACUGCUCGGUGUUGGAAGAGCUAAACAUGACGGGUACAUAUGUGACCGGAGCUUUGCCGGACUUGACGCCUUUGCAGGCUUUAAGGUCACUUGAUUUAUCCUUCAACCUCUUCACCGGUGAGUUUCCUUUGUCGGUCACUAAUCUCAGUAAUCUUGAAGUUCUCAAUUUCAAUGAGAAUGGCGGGUUCAGCCCGUGGCGGCUACCGGCGAAUAUCACCGGGCUGAGAAAGCUCAAGAGUCUGGUGUUAACGGCAUGCAAACUCUCCGGGGGAAUUCCGGUGGGGAUUGGGAGCAUGGCCUCACUGGUGGACCUUGAAUUGAGCGAAAAUGGCAUGGUGGGAAGGAUCCCGGGGGAGCUAGGGAUGUUACCCAACUUACAACUUCUUGAGCUUUAUUACAAUCAACUCGACGGAGAAAUCCCGGAGGAGCUUGGGAAUUUAAGUAACUUGGUGGACUUGGAUUUGUCCGGGAACAGAUUAAUCGGCAAAAUCCCGGACUCCAUUUCCUGUCUUCCCAACCUACAAGUCCUUCAAGUUUACAACAAUACUCUCUCCGGCCAAUUCCCGGCCGGCCUGGCUAACUCCACCACCUUGAGAAUCUUGUCCCUUUACGCCAAUUCCCUGUCCGGGGAAAUCCCAGAAAACUUUGGGACGUCACCUUCUCUGGUCGUUUUAGAUUUGUCGGAAAAUCAAUUCUCUGGAAAGCUACCACCAAACCUGUGUAACGGAGGUAAGUUGACGUACAUCCUUCUUCUCCAGAAUAUGUUCUCAGGGGAAUUGCCGGAAAGUUAUGGGAAUUGCCGGAGUGUUGUGCGGUUUAGAGUGAACUAUAAUCUUUUAGAGGGUAAGAUCCCAGAACACAAGUUAAAUGUUUUGUUCUAA
This is a messenger RNA of Ipomoea nil (Japanese morning glory), 1209 nucleotides long. Its product is annotated as receptor-like protein kinase 5. Gene Ontology annotation, molecular function: protein binding. The coding region runs from base 1 to 1209 and encodes 402 amino acids. The transcript has a single exon. The record is from RefSeq and is a predicted model, not a curated record. Lineage: Eukaryota; Viridiplantae; Streptophyta; Magnoliopsida; Solanales; Convolvulaceae.